AUGCAAAAAGAAGUGAACGAGAAGACAGUGGUUUUCGAAAUAGCACUGCCUGAUGAUGAAGGCUGCCAUGAAUGUUCCUAUCUGGAGCUUUUACAGCAACACCUGGAAUCAGCUAACAAUGAAAAACAUAAGGAUGAUCCUUUUGCAUCCGAAAAUGCCACCGAAGAAAAGAAACUUUCAGAACUAGCUAAAGCACUGGAAAGGAAAUAUGGAACUAUGGUAACUUUGAAAAAUAGUGGGAAGCAGAAACGAGUUCGUAUAGAUGAUUUCUUAGACCCAGGAGAUGGAUACGAUACACAAGAUUCGUUCAUUGACGACUCAGAAGCCAUUGAUGUUUUUGUUGCUCCAAAUAUCUCAACUAAGUUUGGUGGAUAUUUUGUACAUCAAGGGACUGUUGAAGGGCUUGAAGAUACGAAUGUGAAAAUCGAAGCACCUUGGAACGCAAGGAUAUUGGCAAACAAUAGUUCAUCACAUAAUGCUAUAAGGAAAAAGAAUAAAUCCAAAGAACUUUUGGACAAAGCUGUCAAACGCUUGUCAACACCUAGUGCUUUCAAACCAAAGCUGUUCUCAGAGUCUCGAAAUCAGAUGCGUCAUCUUGACUCUGUAUUUGAUGAAGUUUUGUCCUCACCAAAUACACCAAAGGAGAAUAAUGCCAAAGAUGUAAACUGUCAGAAUUCAAGUGAAAAGUGUGAUGAUGCCCCUCAAUCCGUUCCUGUAAAUUUGACUUCUGACGAUGAAAAACUCAAACCUCUCCCAAAGAAUUUACCAGCCGAGAUAGUGGCAUGUCUAAACAACCUUACAGAGCUGAAUAAAUGUGGAGCUCAACAACGUCGUACUAUGGGGAAACCUUUUGAUAUGGAGUUGUUAAAGUUGGAUACAAAAUUAAAAGAAUUAAUGGUGAAUCAGUCUGUCAGAUCAGAUGUCUUCAAGUACUUGGAAAGUCAUUUACAAUUGAAGCACAAAGCUGUAAUGCGUAGACUCAAAAAGUUAAGAGAAGAUAAACAAGAAGAAAGAAUGAAUCCAUUGUUAGACUCCCUUGGAGAAGCUAUUUCAUCGUCUAUGCCUCCAAUUAUUGAAAGUUAUACAAGAGAUAAAGAGGUUCACUUAGAACGUGUUAAAGCUUGGCAAACAGAAAAUUUACAGAAUAAUGGUACAGAAUUCUCUGACAGUCAAGGUGUUGCCAAUGGUUCAGGCGAUGGUAAUUCAUCCAAACGAAUACCAAAACCAGGACCUCCAAAGAAAAUAUAUCGUUGGAACUCAGAGUGCAGGCAGUUAUUUGAGCAAAUUAUUCUUUGUCGACUUGAAAGUUACAAACUGUUAAAUAUUAAAGGUUCCGCUGAAGACUAUCUUCGACGCCUGUUUCCAACUUUAAUACAAUUAUGGCCUGAUGGUUGGAUUACAAAUGCAGCUUUAUGGCGGUCUGCUCUACCCAUCUUCCAGAAGUUUUGCAAUGAUCAUGGUUUAUGCAAUAACACUCCAACCUCCCAGUCGACUACAAAAUCCUCAAACAACAACAGCAACAACACUAAUAGUAAUAAUUUGAUAAACUCAAAUAACGGAAAAAAUUCUAAUCCAGUGUCUUCUGCAAACGCUUCGUAUACCUCUGAUUCUUCUCUGCUAUCACAAAAUUCUCCUGUUGUCAUUAUACCAAACAUUUCAAAUGCUUCAACACCGGUUACCGCCUCUAAAACCACUCCUAAGAUAACUGCUACUUCUCUUGUCACCAACAACAGUCCUCGUGCAAAUUUGCCAGCUGCUGCCACCUGUAGUCCAAAAUUGAAUUCAAUUCCUGUCACAAAAUACUGUCAGUCAUCUCCUGUAUUACAGUCAACUGCACAAACAGUAAAUCGACCAAACUUCCGGAUUACACCAUCUUCAGUGGCACAGAAUUCAACUAACUCAAAACCAACCACCACUAGCUGCAGUGCUAAAGCUCCACUCACUCUGUGUGUAGAUACUGGAUCCUCUCGUCUGUCCUAUGUACUUCAAUCGAAUGUCGGAUCUGUAUCACCGAAUUCACUUGUUGUCCCAGUAGCCUCUUCUGUAUCACAGGCAUCACAAUUCAAUCGAACGCCUAUCCUACAGAAUGAAGCUAUCAUUGGUAGUCGAGUUUCUAAUCCAACAGUACCUCUGCGUCUUGUCUCGUCGACUUCUACAAAUCCUUCCACAACUACUGUUUUAGUAUCAAAGACAGCAUUACAGCUGAAUUCUGAACUAGUCGGCGGCGGCGGCGGCAGCAGUGGCGGUGGCAGUAAGCCUGCUAUGAUCAAUCCAGUGGCUGUUAAAAGGCAAUCCUACCCUCAAAGUUAUCCUCCUCAACAAAUUGCAAAUACCCAUGUGAAAAUCAACGACUUGCCUAAAUCAACCAUACCAAUGAAUGAAGCUAUUCCAAAAUCAAGUGGAUCACAUUCAUCGCCCAAUUUCAUAUAUGAUGCAAGCAAACUCAAUCAACCGAUUGCUGCUCAUCAUCACCAUCAUCAUUCUGCAGCUGCUCUUUUAUCUAAUCAACAAAUCGAUCAAUUACAAAGUAGGGCAUUGCAAAGUACUUCUACUGCUACUACUACUACUGGUCGGAUUGGAUUGAAUAUAAAUCCAGCGUUGAGUGCAGCUGCAGCUUGCCUACUGUUUCCUCCACAACCUCCUCCAGCUCAUCAAUCGAAAUGUUCUAGCCUACCGCCACAAAAAGAACGUGUUGAUGGAAGAAAUACUGGCAGUAUACCUGCUGCACAUUCUAAUAACAAUUUCUAA
Trichobilharzia regenti is the source of this 2748-nucleotide messenger RNA. The record is from the annotation of a GenBank genome assembly. NCBI's taxonomy places the organism in Eukaryota, Metazoa, Platyhelminthes, Trematoda, Strigeidida, Schistosomatidae.